AUAGCAAUUUACCUAAAGUUGUCCUUCCUGUUCUUACCUUCCUUUUCUUCAAGGCAUCAGGUAAUAUAUUCUUUCAUAGAGCAUCAAACAAGCAGUCGGCUUUUAGGCUGAAGAAAUAGGUACCUAGGUGCCCCGUAAGUAACUGUGUACCCUCUAGCGACCUUUGGGUGCAUAGGUACCCCUAGCGGCCGAUAGAGGGUACCUAAGGUAAGUACCUAACGGUCCCAGAAACAGAACAGACGCGUCCCCAAAACUCCCACUUUCCAGCCCAAUGCUUGCUUCCACAGACGUCACCUUUCCAAUCUCCCUUCUCUCGCACAGUAUUGCCGCGGAACAGCACGCCGCCCACGUCCAUCUAGUACACAGAGGCACUUCUUGACGGCAUCCAGCAACUCGAAUGGCGGCAAGCGUGGAUGCAAAGCUCCUGCGAGCUACCAAAUUCCCCCCGGAGUUCAACCAAAAGGUCGACAUGCAAAAGGUCAAUCUUCAAGUUAUGAAAAAAUGGAUAGCUAGCAGAAUAUCCGAAAUCCUAGGCUCUGAAGACGACGUGGUUAUAGAGCUAUGCUUCAAUCUGAUUGACGGUCCUCGCUUCGUACGUUCGCGCUCAACCAUUCCACUUCAACACGACAAUGAGAGAAAAUUGACUUGUUCUUUAAAGCCCGAUAUCAAAUCCUUGCAAAUUCAGCUCACGGGUUUCCUGGAUAAAGACACCGCCCCCUUUUGUAAGGAGCUCUGGAAGCUUUGCUUGAGCGCCCAGUCCAGCCCACAAGGUGUCCCGAAAGAACUCUUAGAGGCCAAGAAGCUUGAACUCAUUCAAGAGAAGAUCGAUGCAGAUAAAGCUGCCGAGGAGGCUCGCGUCCGUCGAGAGACACAGGAGCGUCGAGAUCGCGAGUUAACGGAAAUUCGAGAUCGUGAGCGACGAGACCGUAGCUUCCGUGGGGGCCGUGGGGACAAUUGGCGCGGUGGUAGACGCGGUGGUGACAGAGCUUUUGACGAUCGAAGAGGAUUCGGACGUGGCGCGGGUCGAGGCGCAUCCCCUCCGAGAAGAGACCGUGACUCAUAUCAAGGCAACCGUGAUCGCUAUGUGCCUGAUGGGCGUCGUGGGGCACGAGAAGAUUUCCGGCGUGGGCGCUCCCCAACCCGCUCAGCAUCUACAGAUUCACGCGAUUCUCGCUCACGAUCACCAAACGAGACCAACAAACGCAAUCGGCGCAAUAGUUCCACGAGUCCGCCCCGAUAUCGGGCUGGGAAUAAAUCUCCUCCUCGUUACAGGAAGCGAGAUCGCUCGCUUGACCAAAAAAGGGUUUCUCGAGGCCGUGGCAAUCACGGUCGAAAUAACACAUCUUCUCCCGACAGUUAUUCUAGUUCGGAAGACAGUAGUAAAUCACGCUCACCCGUCCGUAAAAGACGCAGAUACUCCGACUCACCAAGUCGCUCAAGGUCUCCAACACGCAGAGAUAGUCGCCGUUUGAGCCGCUCCCGAUUGUCCUCGACAUCUCGGUCCCGGUCCCGGUCUCGUAGCCCCAGACGACGACCGGCACGCGAGCUAAUCAGCCGCAGUCCGUCGCCUAAUCGCCGAGGCAGACUCAGGCGAUCAUUCACACGGAGCCUUACUCGAUCAGCAUCGCCUAAGGGCCACAGACGGUCUCGGCGCAGCUUAAGUAGAAGUAGGAGCAGGAGCAGAAGCAAGGAUAGAGAUAUUAGCACAUCUCCUGGACCCUCGAAGAACCGGACCCCCCGACCCCGUGACAACAGACCAGCUGAUAUUUCGGAAGAUGAAGACAUAUCUCGAUCGUCACGAUAUGAUGCGGCCUCGGCGGCCAAGGAGGUUCGUUCUUCUUGAUAGGGGUUCUGAUUCUGGCUAAUUCCCGUAUCAAGAGCUGACUCUCUGUUGUCAGAGCAAGACAUCACAGCAGCAGGCCAACAAGUUGAGAGAGAAACUCUUGAAAGAUAAAAUCAUGAAGAUGAGAAGAACCUCAAAUAGCGACGCGGUUGAGAGGUGACGCUAAUCUUGCCAGACAUACAGAUUUAGUAUCUUGAAACACUGCAUCAGCUACCCUUCCCAGUGCGGACUCCUGUAUGGUAUUGGAUCGAGGUCAGUAGUUACGUUAUCAUUCAUCCAAUGGCUUGUUCGUCAUUACCCUAGCAUAUACAGCCAUUUAUCAAUGAGAACCCGCUAGAACGCUAUAUUUCUU
Messenger RNA from Xylaria bambusicola, 2195 nucleotides. RefSeq lists its product as uncharacterized. Lineage: Eukaryota; Fungi; Ascomycota; Sordariomycetes; Xylariales; Xylariaceae. The record is from RefSeq and is a predicted model, not a curated record. The coding region runs from base 398 to 1843 and encodes 481 amino acids. Gene Ontology annotation, molecular function: RNA binding. Gene Ontology annotation, cellular component: spliceosomal complex. Gene Ontology annotation, biological process: mRNA processing; regulation of mRNA splicing, via spliceosome. The transcript is spliced from 3 exons.